This is a messenger RNA of Paramecium pentaurelia, 353 nucleotides long. The record is from the annotation of a GenBank genome assembly. NCBI's taxonomy places the organism in Eukaryota, Ciliophora, Oligohymenophorea, Peniculida, Parameciidae.
AUGUAUUCGCAUUCUAACCUGAAGGUAAAAAAUAUAUUUAUGUUUAUGAGGUGAGUAGUACUAAUAAAUAAUACUCAAAAACUAAAGAAAUUGAUGUUAAAAGUGGUUCUAAUUGUGGUUGUAAUGUUUGGUUUCCUUAAUAAUAUAUAAAGUAGAAAUGUCUAAUUGUGAAUAAGAAUGGAUAUAAUAUUAAUUUAAUAAGGAUGAACCAAAAUGGUGAUUUUAUAACAAAAUAAUCUAUUGAUUUUGGACAUCAUAAUAUAUUUGCAUAGAUGAGUGAAGAUGGAGAGUAUUUGAUGAAUUGGGAUAAUAAAUCAAAGGAAAUUUAAAUAAGAAAAUAUCAUUAAGAAUGA